AUGGAGGAUGCUGUGGUGAGCGCGGCGACGGGGGCCAUGGGACCGGUUAUGGGGAAGCUGGUCGCUCUGCUCGGCGAUGAGUACCGGCGCCUGAGGAGUAUACACACCGAGAUCAAGUCCCUCACUCGGGAGCUCGAAACCAUCGAUGCUUUCCUGGAGAACAUGGCGGAGGCGGAGGAUCCGAACCCGCAGGACAAGGCGUGGAUGAAGGAGGUGCGGGAGCUGUCCUAUGACGUCGAGGACAACCUCGAUGAGUUCAUGGCCCGCGUCAUCGCCGACAAGUCCUCCAAGCCGGACGGGCUCGUGGACAAUAUCAAGAGCAAGCUCAAGAGACUCAAGGCUCGCCAUGAGAUCGCCAAGGCGAUCGAAGAUCUCAAGAAACAAGCCAUGGAGGUGAGCCAGAGGAACAAGAGGUACAGGGACCACGCCAUGUCCAACACCAGCAGGUCGCCCAAGAUUGUUGACCCCCGAGCUCUUGCCAUCUUCGAGGACGUGUCUAAGCUUGUUGGGGUCGAUGGGCCCAAGAAAGAGCUCCUCCAACGCUUGGCCGAUGACCAGCAACAAACAAAGUUGGUCGCUAUUGUUGGGUUCGGAGGAUUGGGCAAGACAACAAUUGCCAACCAGGUAUAUCAAGAGCUCAAAGGGCAAUUCCAAUAUCGUGCCUUCUUAUCCGUGUCACGGAAUCCAGACAUCGUUAAUGUUAUGAGUAAUAUUUAUGGCCAAUUGAAUCAUGGGUAUUCUGGUGGCGGCACGGAGAACUUGCAGACACUCCUCGCAAAGAUUUUGGAGUUCCUCCAAAACAAAAGGUACUUAAUCGUUGUUGAUGAUAUAUGGAAGGUGGAUGAUUGGAAUGCUAUUAAGUGUGCUUUUCCAACAACAAGUCCGGGGAGUAAGAUAAUCACCACUACUCGUAUAAAUGAUGUGGCUGAAUCAUGUUGUUCAUCAUUUAGUGGCCACAUAUACAAUUUAAGGCCUCUUAAUAUGUUGCAAUCGAGACAAUUGCUAUAUGCAAGACUAUUCAACUCUGAAGAGAAAUGCCCUUCGGACCUUAAGGAAAUCGCUGACCAGAUUUUGCAGAAAUGUGAUGGCGUACCUUUGGCAAUUGUUGCUAUAUCUGGUGUCUUGGCUCACAAGGCAAGUAAAAAGGAUAAAUGGAAUCAAGUGAAGGAUUCAAUUGGUCGUGCACUAAGAAAUUCUAGCGUUGAAGCAAUGGUAAAUAUAAUAGCCCUUAGUUACUUGGAUCUUCCUCGUCAUCUCAGAACUUGUUUGUUGUAUCUGAGUAUAUUCCCAGAAGAUCAUAUUAUCGAGAAGGAGAACUUGAUAAAUAGAUGGAUUGGUGAGGGAUUUAUAUGUAAAGAGAGCAGUCAUACAAUGUAUGAGUUGGGAGAGAUAUAUUUCAAUGACCUCAUCAACAGGAGCCUGAUCCAGCCCACGGGGAUUGGUGGGAAAUGUAGCGAGGUCAAGAGUUGCCGAGUUCACGACACUGUUCAUGAUUUCAUUGUGUCGAAGGCCGUGGAUGAGAACUUUGUUACUGUAAUAGGUGUACCAGCUGGUGUAAAUCAUGAUCCACAGAUGAAGGUUCGUCGUUUGUCCCUGCAGAACAACGGAGAGAUUCCGGCGUGUCUGAUUGUAUCUAAUGCUCGGUCACUCCAUGUUUUCGGGCGUAAUGCGAAGAUUCCGUCUGUGUCGCAGUUCGGGCUCUUGCGUGUCAUGGACUUCGAAGACUGUUGGCAGUUAAAGGAUUAUGACCUUGCUGGCAUCGGAAAUUUGCUGCACCUCAAGUACCUGAGGCUCAAGCACACAGGUGCACUCAAAGCGCUUCCGAAAGAGGUAGCAAGGCUGCAGGAGUUGCAGAUUGAUAUAGAUGGAUCCGUCUACGAGAUGGAAUUCCCAGAGGCCUUCCAACGGCUGGUAUGUAAUGUAGCUCUACAUCUUAAUGGGGGUCGUAAGGUGCCGGAUGAGAUAGCAUCCGUGCAAGGGCUAAGAGUGUUGGAAGGUCUCAGUGUGUACCUUCAGUCAGUUGAGUUUCUCAAGGGGCUUGGGCUACUGAAAAACCUAAGGAGGCUGGGCAUAGUAUUGAUAUACUACCAUUGUGGCCGUGGUUGGGAGGCGAAUCUGAAGCAGGCACAAUCUUCCGUGUGUGAGCUGGGAAAAGCAGGACUCGAGUCUCUGCACCUUUACAUCGACGAGGAAGCGGUUGAGAUCUUGGAGAUGGACUCAUGGUUCUCCGUUCCUCCUUAUGCCCUGCGGGAGCUUGUCAUCGAGGGGAAAUCAGUCACAAGAGUUCCGACAUGGAUGGCCUCGCUUGUCAACCUCGAGAAACUGCACCUCCGCAUGUAUAAGAUGCCUGAGGAAGAGGUGAAGAUCCUGGGUGGCCUGCCAUCUCUGCGUCAUCUCUGUAUCGAGUGGGCUGAUUUUGAUUAUGACGACAUGUUUGACGACCCCCCCAUGGAGGUGGUUGAGGCUGCUGUACGGAAAGCCAUGGAAGACCAUCCCAACCGUCCUACCUUGGUCUGGACAACUGAGCGGGACCCAUUGCCUAGCUUCUUGCAGGUAUGGAUUUCUUUCCCUGCAAACAACUCUUUCUUCGGAAUACAUUUUUCGUCACAUCCUGUCACGAUAUCUAGCCAUCUCGCAACAAACAUAAUGUAUCUUAAUCUAAACACUUUUAUAUUUCUUUACAGAGGAAAUAAUUAUCAUCUACUGUUUUCCUAA
Messenger RNA from Triticum turgidum subsp. durum (durum wheat), 2715 nucleotides. Lineage: Eukaryota; Viridiplantae; Streptophyta; Magnoliopsida; Poales; Poaceae. The record is from the annotation of a GenBank genome assembly.